UACAGGGGCCACCCCCACACAAGCCAGGGAUACCGGCCACUUACACGUGACUAGCACCACGUCGGGUGAUUUCCAUUCCCCGUCACUCCGCGUGGUGCCCCAGCGUGUGCCCAGCCCUCGGCCGUUGUCCGAACCAGCAUCCAAUGGCAUCGACAACCGCCCAGCCUGCGCCUGGCUCCGGCACUAAACGAGGCCAGGCCUGCGAGAGGUGCUGGAAGCGCAAGCAAAAGUGCGAUAGGCUCCUGCCCGCAUGCACCGCGUGCGCCGACCUCGGCGCCGAGUGCCUCGCGCGCGCCCAGGAGGUCGACCUAGCCGCCGAAGAUGUCGGUCUUACCCAUGCCACCGUCCACAGCUACAUGGACGUCCUAAGGCAGCGCGUGGCCGACCUUCAGCGGAGCAGCCGACAGACCGAUGCCGCUUCCCCACCCCGGAAGCGUCUCCGCACCAACUCGUUUGGCCGGACGGGCGCCGUGACCGCCUCAAUGUCCCCGCCGGAUGCCGCAGGCGAUGAUUCGUCCGUGCGAGACACGAUGGGCGCCAUCGGCUUCCUGUCCAACAGCGCUAUGGCCGAACCUACAGCCGGCGGGGUGGGCGAAGGGGAAGGUUCGGUCUUGCCUCACCGGCUGGCGCACACCGAGGUUGUCCUCGCGGCCCUUGCUGUUGCCGGUCACGACCCUUCGGCGGCGUCGGCAUCGGCAUCGCGGUUUGGCGCCGCCGAGACUGCGCUGCUAGACGACCACCAGCUGCCGCUGGGACGUAAUGCCCUGCUUGGUCAUGUGAAGCGCUUCGUGGACUCGAGCCUUAUGGUUAUGGUGCCUUCGUACCUCGACGAAAAUCGCUUUAUCGAGCGCCUGGACGAAGUAGCGGCGGCGGCCCAGACGUCCAUUGGUAUUUCGUCGGUGCUGGCGCUGCACCGCUUCGACGCCUUCAUGGCAGCCGCGACGGGUAUUAUGAUGUCGCCCGACUCGGCGAGAAGCCUUGCCUUUGUGGCGGCGAGCCUGCACGGGGCGGCAGUGCGGCUGCUGCCGCUCAUCCUCCACCCGUCCAAAACACUGGAUGCGUUGCACUGCAUGUGCAUGCUGUUCGUGCACGCCCUGUUCAGCCCCGGCGGCGGCUCAGCCUGGCACCUGCUCGAUAUGGCCAUGAAAACGUGCAUCUCGGCGGGGCUGCACAAGGACCCUGGCCCCGGCCCGCACCCGGCUGUGGACGGGACAGGCGAGCACGACGCUGCGUGGCUGUUCUGGGCCCUGUACGUGCAUGACAGGUCGCUGAGUUCUGUUAUGGAUCGGCCCUUCAGUAUCCAAGACAGCGACAUCACCGUUCAAGUCCCGCCAGACGAGGAUGGCACCUCACUGGAAGCCCCUUCGGAAGCGAACAGGGCUAAAAGAGCUGCAUGCCGUCACCUGAUCCGCCAUGCGCAGCUCAUUUCCAGUUUGCGGGAUGGCGGCGGCAGUCCCAGCCCCAUAUUCUCCUACAGCAAUCUGUACUUCUGGCGAGGCUCGCUGGCCCCAACCGCCGGGAACCUUCGUAUCCCCGCCCAAGAGUGGACUGGUUACCUUGACCAGCUCUCGUGCCGUGCACUGAUGUGUCUCAUACGGCCUGGAACUAUCCAAAAUACGCAUGCACAUGUAGGGGCGCCCGGGGCCGCAGACCCAGAGCUCCUGCUUGGAAACAUGGCCGAUGUCGAGAGAGACGCCAUCGCCUCGUGCACCAGGCUUAUCGACCGGCUCUACACCCGGUCACGAUCAGAUGCCCAUCUCUCCGGCUCUUUCCUAGACGCCUACGAUGCUCUCUCGGCAGCCGUGAUGCUUGUUUGCCUCAAACGCCGGCGUCCGAGCCAGGAGCCGCCGGUCUCAACGGCGCUGGCGCAGGUGCUCAACUCCAUCAACAAGGCUUGCGCCGUCAUCACCGAUAUCUCUGGCCGCUUCCAUGGUCUCCGAACGUUCCAGGAGCUGGCCAUGAAGCUGUCGCUCAGGGUUAUGGAGGACGGCGGCAGCCAAAACGGCAUCACUCGAUGCGUCUUUUGCAUGAUUGUGCUGCCGCCGGCAUUCCUCCGGCCGAUUCUCCACAUUCUCCGGCUGCAGCCCGACAAACGCGACUCGGAUGCCGGGUCAUGGGUCAAGACCCCGCACUGCGCUGCUCUGGCUGGGCUUGGUCAUAUACCUGCCUAA
Molecule: messenger RNA, 2171 nt
Organism: Gaeumannomyces tritici R3-111a-1
Lineage: Eukaryota; Fungi; Ascomycota; Sordariomycetes; Magnaporthales; Magnaporthaceae
Exons: 3
Coding region: 144-2171 (675 amino acids)
Biological process (GO): positive regulation of transcription by RNA polymerase II; DNA-templated transcription
Molecular function (GO): DNA-binding transcription factor activity, RNA polymerase II-specific; zinc ion binding; sequence-specific DNA binding
Source: RefSeq, a predicted model, not a curated record